AUGAAAUGGGUGCUGCACCCCUUGUUGGUUGGCCUGAUAAGUGUGCCCCUCGCAGAAGCGUUCAAGGGAGGAAGCCCUCCGUCCUUAUCCAGCCUGUGUGGCAACUUGUGCCCAAUUCACGGCCACCCCACAUCGUUGUCACCAUUUCGCCGAAAGGAAGGAGCAAACGUAUGGAGUAGCGCAAGUCCAAAGAGGAAAUACAAACAUUAUUACCAUGCGUAUGUAAAUGGGGGCGAGGAGCACAAGCCUUGGGGGCACACCACUACACGAGCGAGGGUUACAAAAAAAACAUUGGCAGCUUUGCAACAAAAGGGGGACACGGAGAACAGCGCCAAGUGUAGCACCACGCCGGGGAAUUCCUCCAUCGGGGAGAACAAUCUUGCCAAUGUGCCGAAUCGUGAUGGCGAAAAUGGUGAAGAAGGACAAGAGGAGGAGGUCUACUUCGUUAGCACCCCGGUGUACUACGCAAAUGACAAGCCACACAUUGGACAUGCCUACUGUAACGUUUUGAGUGACAUAAUAUGUCGCUUCGCCAAAUGGGAAUGCGCAGAGGGAAGAAGACGUGCAAGGGUUAUUCUGUUUUCAGGAAUGGACGAGCAUGGAUUAAAAAUUGAAAGAAAAUCUGAGAUGCUAAAAAUUUCCACCUCCGAACAUGUGAACAAUAUGAAUAGCUAUUACAAAAUGAUGAACCAAAAAUUACAUGUACAUGUUAAUAUAUUUUAUAGGACAACUAGCCAAUUUCAUAAAAGCUUUGUGCAACAGGUUUGGAAAUAUUUAGCCGAGAAUGGCUACAUAUACAAAGGAACUUAUAAAGGGUACUAUGAUAUAAAUGAAGAAAAAUAUCUAAACGAAUUUGAAUUAAAACAGAAGAAAAAAAACGACCCCAAUGUUGUGUACAUUGAGGAAGACAAUAGCUACUUUUUUAACAUUUUAAAAUUUAAAAAUUUUUUAACUGAUUUUUAUCAACGUAAUGAAGAGGUCAUUUACCCAUCCUAUCUACAGAAGGAGAUGCUCCAUUUUGUCAAUCACGAACUGAAGGAUGUGUGCAUAAGUAGGUACAACACACAGUGGGGAAUAAAAAUUCCUGGCGAAGAAAAAGGGACCAUCUACGUCUGGUUCGAUGCUCUCCUGUCGUACGUAUCCUCAGUGCUGUACAUGGUGAAGAGGACGCAGCUGCGUAGGGGAAAUGACUCCCGUGUUAUUAAUUCUUCACUGGGUAUUGACUCAUCUCACGGGGCACAAUCGAAUAUGUCUCCACAAUCUGCUCCCUCGAACGGAGUGGAGAUGGAUGAAGUGGACAGCGGCGAACUUGUUUGCUCCUAUGAAGAUGUCCUAAGCCUAGUCGGUUUGGAGAAUUCCCGCCACAAGGAGAAGGCGCUCCCAUCUGAUGUCAUCCCCCCACAUGGCGACACCCUUUCUAGCCUCUUCCAAAAAGCAUGGAACCCCCAAGUACAGGUAAUAGGAAAGGAUAUCCUGAAAUUCCACGGCGUUCUUUACAUAUGCCUGUUGAAAAGUCUUAAUUUAAAAUUGCCCAAAAAAAUAAUAUGCCAUGGAUUGAUAAAAAGCGAAAAUGUGAAAAUGUCCAAAUCGAUAGGCAAUGUGAUAAGCCCAUUUGAUGUAGUGCAAAAAUAUGACCCAGAUAUUAUUAGACUGUAUUUUUUUGGCUGUGCUAAUAUUUAUGAAGAUAAAAAUUUUAAGGAAGCACAUCUUGAGUCGUUCCAACUGUUUGUGAGAAAUAAUAUGGGAAAUUUAUUGUACCGAGUUGUGUCCCUUUGUAAGGAUAAUAAUUAUAUGCAUAUUGUACAAGAUGGCCAACCCGAUUUUUUAGAGUCCCCCAUUUUGAGGCAAUGUUCAGAAAUGAAAGACAAGUUACUAACCCUAAUUCAUAAUAGGGAGUUUGCGCUCUUUUUGGAGAACCUAAUGACGCUGAUAAAACAGGUGAACAAAUUCUUCGUCCAUGAGGCGCCUUGGAAGUGCACAGACGAUUCUGUCCGCUUUAAUCGAAUAAUUUAUGAGACCCUAGAGGGCAUCAAAUUUGUUUCCGUUUUUUUGUAUCCCAUUAUGCCGCAAAUCUGUUCGUCCAUUUUGCGCAACAUCGGCUUGGACGUCUCAUCUGUGGGCGGCGCUGCGCUGGGGAUGUUGGCGGAGCCAACGCGCGAGUUCGCCCUGCGUGAUUUGAUUAAGAUUGUGUGA
Messenger RNA from Plasmodium fragile, 2193 nucleotides. RefSeq lists its product as uncharacterized. Gene Ontology annotation, biological process: methionyl-tRNA aminoacylation. Gene Ontology annotation, molecular function: ATP binding; methionine-tRNA ligase activity. NCBI's taxonomy places the organism in Eukaryota, Apicomplexa, Aconoidasida, Haemosporida, Plasmodiidae. The coding region runs from base 1 to 2193 and encodes 730 amino acids. The record is from RefSeq and is a predicted model, not a curated record. The transcript has a single exon.